This is a messenger RNA of Priapulus caudatus, 333 nucleotides long. Its product is annotated as probable serine racemase. The record is from RefSeq and is a predicted model, not a curated record. Gene Ontology annotation, biological process: D-serine biosynthetic process; L-serine metabolic process; pyruvate biosynthetic process. The transcript has a single exon. Lineage: Eukaryota; Metazoa; Priapulida; Priapulimorpha; Priapulimorphida; Priapulidae. The annotation marks the transcript as partial. Gene Ontology annotation, molecular function: magnesium ion binding; threonine racemase activity; pyridoxal phosphate binding.
CAUCGCACGCCUGUUUUGACAUCUAGGUUUAUAAACGAUUUAUCCGGCGCUGAGCUUUUCUUUAAGUGCGAAAACCUGCAAAAAGCAGGGGCUUUUAAAGCCCGUGGUGCAUCAAACGCUGUGUUUGGCCUGAACGAUGAACAAGCCGCGCGCGGUGUUGCUACUCACUCGUCGGGCAACCAUGGUACCUGUCUAUCAUAUGCAGCCGGGCGUCGCGGUAUUGCGUGUACUGUGGUGAUGCCUCACACCGCGCCACAAGCAAAAAAGGACGCGGUACGCGGUUACGGAGGCCGCGUUGUGGAAUGCGAGCCUUCAACGACUUCACGCGAGGCG